Molecule: messenger RNA, 399 nt
Organism: Entrophospora sp. SA101
Lineage: Eukaryota; Fungi; Glomeromycota; Glomeromycetes; Entrophosporales; Entrophosporaceae
Source: the annotation of a GenBank genome assembly
AUGAAUAGACAAACAUCAUCUGAUAACAUGUCAUCAUCAACAUCUAAUGAUUCUGAUGGUGGAGAUAAAAGUGAAAAAGAUGUUAAUAAAUUAACAGAAAAUAUGUUUAAAAAAGUUACAGAAUAUUUAAAAGGAGAAAUUUUAGCUACAACUGAAGAUUAUAGACUUUUGGAAAAUAUGAAUAUACUUACAAAAGAAAGAUAUAAUGAAAUGUCGUUUAUGGCACAAAAUUUAGUUGUGGAAAUGUCAAAAUUACAAGAAAUUUAUAGUGAUUUUGAACCAUAUGUUAAACAAAUAGAUGAAAUAAGUGAACAGGUUGACUUUUUAGAAAAAGUAACAAAUGAAUUGGAUGAUUAUUCAAAAGAAUUAGAAUCAAGGUUAAAGAAAAUAUCUAAAUGA